Molecule: messenger RNA, 6221 nt
Organism: Zootoca vivipara (common lizard)
Lineage: Eukaryota; Metazoa; Chordata; Lepidosauria; Squamata; Lacertidae
Source: RefSeq, a predicted model, not a curated record
CACCACAACCCCAGAGUCGUCCGCGACUGGACUUAAUGGUCAGGGGUCCCUUUACCUUUAUUAGCUUUUGCAGAGGCAUCAAGCAGCUAGGUAUCUGCAGAGGUGCCAAAUACCUUAAGGCUGUUGCAUCUUCCAUGGCAGUUGCUGAUUUUUGUAGAAACAGAUUAACAAUUAACCUGUCUCCACACCAGAUCUUGAUGCAUCAACCAAGGACCGCUGAAUAUUUUUCACAGCGCUGUAAACACCAGGUAGACUCCUACUUGCAACCGCUGUAGAAAGCAUCAGUGUAAUAUGUAGAACUGCAUGAACGAUUGUGUGUUCCCAGGAAUAUGGCAGAGUGGCUCCUUUCAUGAAAGCCUUGCUUUCCAUUUGCUUUACCGUAUUUUUAAUAAAGGCUUCAAUCCUCCAUGCAGCAACAGAUUAUUUCACUGGAACCUAAGUGCCUGUUUUGAAUUAGAAUUUCAGCUAAAACCUCUAGGCUUUCAUAGUGUCAGGGAUUAAUACAACCCCUUUGAAGAGAUCAAAAGAGAGAAUUGGUGUCUCUUGAACAGAGCAUAGUCUCUUACUGGUGGUGCCUUAUGUGCCACAGCCCCUAGCCUCACCUACACCUUCCUCUAAUCACCCGAAAUAUUCUGUGAAAAUGCAGAUAUUCUAGCCAGAUACCAAAGUAAGUCUCUGAGCACAGGUUGCGCAUAGUCAACAUCACAAAAUUCUAGGUAGUUGUGUUGGUGCACCAGGGAGAAAAAAAUAAGAAGUUACAAUAAGCUAUUGGUUUUUAUUAGUACCUCCAAAAUUUGACAAGAUAGUGAGCAAGCUUUCAAGUUCUCCAGAACUCUUCUGGGCACGAUGUUGGAAGUCCCAAAGUAUGCAGUUCUCACGAAUGUUAUUCUUUAUAUAUUUAACAAAACAGUCGGUGUAGAUAAAGCUGGGUGAUGUUUUCUGUCCCUCAGGGAAGGGGAACUUUUUUCAACUUGAGGGGUCUCCCUCGCUCCUGGGCAACCAGUGGUGGCCAGAUGCAAAAGUAGUGGAGCAAUGCAGGUGGAUGUUACUUUAAUAUACUAGUAGGCUACAUACAGAACAUUGGUGGCUCUGUGGCCUAAACCACAGAGCCUAGCCCUAAGGCUUGCCGAUCAGAAGGUUGGUGGAUCAAAUCCCCGCAACGGGGUGAGCUCCCGUUGUUCGGUCCCUGCUUCUACCCACCUAGCAGUUCGAAAGCACAUCAAAGUCAAGUAGAUAAAUAGGCGGGAAGGUAAACAGCAUUUUCCGUGCGCUGCUUUGGUUCACCAGAAGCGGCUUUGUCAUGCUGGCCACAUGACCCGGAAGCUGUCUGCGGACAAAUGCCGGUUCCCUCGGCCAGUAAAGCGAGAUGAGUGCCGCAACCCCAGAGUCGUCCGUGACUGGACCUAAUGGUCAGGGGUACCUUUACCUUUACCUUUUACAUUCCACCCAUGCAGAUGCAAGAGGCUUCUGCAUGCACCCACAUCUCUUCAACCCUGGUUCAUAUUCCAGUCACAUGCAACCACUUAAGGAGGUCGUGAAGCAGACUCAGUAAUAGAAUAGAAUAAUAGAAUAGAAUAAUAAUUUAUUGGCCAAGUACUAAUAUACAGUACAGUACAGUACUUGGAAUUUUGUUUCGGCUACAUUGCAAUGUAAAAGUACUUUAUAAAAAGUGUGCAGAACACUAUUUCAAGAUCACCAGCAGAGUGACUUCAGAACAGGUUGAGGUGGUUGUCAGUGCCUCUGGCGCCAACUGAAUGGAACUACCGGUAGUUGAUAAUGCUUGACUUUCGAACCUACUAUAAAAUUGAUUCAGGGCUGUGGUUUGGCUGUGGCUGGGAGAGAGUCCCAAGCACUAGACUGGGCCCCUGGGUUUUCGGUUCCUCACUCCUUUCCUACCUUUUUCACUUGCUGCUUACAGGUUGAGUGUGGAUCCUAAUCCUGGUUUAUAUACCCUGGUUGGCCACUGUGACAACAGGAUGCUGGACUGGAUGGCUUGAUCUGGCAGGUUGUUCUUAUGCUUAGCGAUUUGUAUGUACCAGGAUGGUGCAGCUUCGGAAUAAGUAACGCUGAACAACAUAAUGUUGUAUUCCUGUGCAUGUGGCGUUACUGUUUCUUGUGACACAGAAUAAGCUUAAUUCUAUUUAGUCUCAUGAGAAUAAUUGAACUCCCUCUUCCUCUGUCCCUCUCAUUCAUUUAAUAUGAGACUGGUGUGAAAACAGAUCCCAGUCAGGGUUGCCAACCAAUCUGGGAAGUUGGGAGAGUCUCUAGAAUUGAUCUUUUAAAAUGCUUAUCUGCUGUGUUGUUGCUCAACUGUAGCCUGACUUCUGGUGCGUUCUCUUUUCUGCUUCUAGUCAGAGAAAAUCGACCUGAAAGAUGUUUAGGGGCCAAGCGGUUAAAGAGGAAAAUGAGAAGAUUUUUGAGACCUGGACAUGACCCAAUAAGAGAGAGGCUCAAGCGUGACCUUUUCCAAUUUAACAAGACUGUUGAACAUGGCUUCCCGCACCAGCCCAGCGCACUGGGCUACAGCUCUUUCCUCCAUCUCAUGGCUAUCGGGACCCGAUCAGGAGCCAUCAAAGUCUAUGGCGCUCCAGGGGUUGAGUUCAUGGGCUUGCACGAAGAGACCAACACUGUCAUGCAAAUACAUUUCAUUCCUGGCCAGUGCCGCUUGUUGACAUUGCUAGAUGAUAACAGCCUGCAUUUAUGGACCCUGAAACAGUCCCACAGCAAUAUGUCUGAGCUGCAGGAAGAAAGACAUUUCACACUCCGAGGACCUCCUGGUUCCCCUCCAAGUGCUACCCAGGUAACAGCAAUCCUCGCACACUCCUCGCAGGAACUUCUUUAUCUUGGCACUGAGAGUGGCAAUGUCUUUGUGGUGGAGAUCCCAUCUUUCAGAGUGCUAGAAGACCGGACCAUCAGUCCAGAUGUUGUGCUGCAACGUGUGCCAGAGGAGUACCUCAACAGAAGGUCCCUUGAAUUGGUGGAAGCCAUACGGGAACAUCCCCAGAACCCCAAUCAGAUAUUGAUUGGCUACAGCAAGGGCCUCAUUGUCCUCUGGGACUUGAUAAAUAACAAAGCGACACACCAUUUCCUUGGCAAUCAGCAACUGGAAAACCUCUUCUGGCAGAGGAACGGCCGCCAUAUCAUCAGCUGCCAUUAUGACGGGAGUUAUGCCCAGUGGCCUGUCUCAAGUGAUGAUAGGCAGCCAGAGCCCAUAGAAAGCAAAGUGCCUUACGGUCCUUUUCCUUGCAAGGCCAUCUGCAAGAUUUACUGGCAAACAACGAAGAACGGGCUUCCUUACAUUAUAUUUCAAGGAGGGAUGCCACGGGCCAGCUAUGGUGACAGGCAUAGCAUUUCUGUCGUUUAUGGCAAUCAGCAAACUGCCUUUGACUUUACAUCGCGGGUGAUAGACUUCUUUGUUAUUGCCAACGCAGAUCCACUUGCAGAAUUUGAUGACCCAUCUGCCAUGGUGGUGCUAGCAGAGGAAGAGCUAGUAGUCAUAGACUUGAUGUCUCCAGGCUGGCCAUCGGUGCAACCCCCGUACCUGGCAUCUCUUCACUGUUCAGCCAUCACAUGUUCCCAUCAUGUCUCCAACAUCCCUCUCAAGUUAUGGGAAAGGAUCAUCAGUGCCGGGAGUAAACAGAACUCCCAGUUCUCUAAUAUGCAAUGGCCAAUUAAUGGAGGCACCAGCAAGGCUCCAGAUCCUCCCCAGAGAGACUUGCUGCUUACUGGGCAUGAGGAUGGCACAGUACGAUUCUGGAACGCGUCCGGCGUUUGUCUGAACCUCCUGUAUAAACUGAGCACGGUGAGGGUGUUCCUCACGGAUGCUGAUCCCAAUGAGAAUCUGAACCAGAUGGGGGAGGAUGAAUGGCCUCCGCUGCGCAAGGUUGGCUCCUUUGACCCUUACAGCGAUGACCCCAGACUUGGGAUCCAGAAGAUCUUCUUGUGCAAAUACAGUAGCUACUUGGCCGUGGCAGGAACAGCAGGGCAGGUACUCGUAAUGGAGCUAAAUGACGAGGAAGCAGAGCAGGUGGUUGACCAUUCAGAGGCGGACCUCCUCCAAGAUCAGGAAGGCUAUAGGUGGAAAGGUCACGAGCGGCUCAAAACUAAAGAUGGGCCUGUUCGGUUUGAGCCAGGCUUCCAGCCCUUUGUCUUGGUCCAGUGUCAGCCGCCAGCUGUGGUCACUUCGCUGGCCCUUCACUCGGAAUGGAAACUCGUAGCCUUUGGCACAAGCCACGGUUUUGGGCUCUUUGAUCAUCAGCAGAAGCGGCUGGUCUUUGUCAAGUGUACCCUGCAUCCCAGUGACCAGCUGGCCUUGGAGGGCCCUCUUUCCAGGGUGAAAUCCUUAAAAAAGUCCCUUCGCCAGUCCUUCCGACGGAUGCGAAGGAGCAGGGUGUCUAACAGAAAGCGACGAACUGCGGAGGUCCAAGAGGGAAUUUCCAGGCAUGAUCACGAUGCAUUGCAGGAGAUAGAGCUAGCUCCUGUCCAGCGGAAGAUUGAAGCGCGGUCAGCAGAGGAUUCUUUCACUGGCUUCGUUCGCACCUUGUAUUUUGCCGACACCUUCUUAAGAGACAGUUCCCGGCACUGCCCCUCCUUAUGGGCAGGCACCAAUGGGGGCACGGUCUAUGCCUUCUGUCUGCGUGUUCCUCCAGCUGAGAGAAGAAUGGAUGAGCCUGUUCGAGCAGAGCAGGCCAAAGAGAUCCAGCUCAUGCACAGAGCUCCUGUCAUCGGGAUCGUUGUUCUGGAUGGCCAGAGCACUCCCCUUCCAGAGCCGCUGGAAGUAGCCCAUGACCUUUCCAAGAGCCCCAACAUGCAAGGGAGCCACCAGCUUCUCGUGGUGUCGGAAGAGCAGCUUAAGGUUUUCACGUUGCCCAAAGUCAGCGCCAAACUGAAACUGAAAUUGACGGCCCUGGAAGGCUGCCGGGUCCGGAAGGUGUCAGUGGCCAACUUUGCCAGCUGCAAGAGUGAGCACAGUGAGAAUGACCUGGCUGUUCUGACGAACCUGGGAGACAUCCAGAUUAUCUCCCUGCCUGCACUCAAGAUACAAGUGCGCUACCCCUGUAUCCGCAAGGAGGAUGUGAGUGGCAUUGCCUCCUGUGUCUUCACCAGAUACGGGCAAGGGUUCUAUCUCAUCUCCCCGUCAGAGUUUGAGAGGUUUUCACUUUCCCCAAAGUGGCUGGUUGAACCACGAUGCUUAGUAAAAGUACCUGAAAACACAGGCAACAGCCAUGUGCACAACACACCUGGUGUGGAGAAGGCUUCAAGGAUAUCAAAUAGCAAGGAAUCGGGAUGGAGUGCCGGUGAUCCGGGUGCAGAUGAGGGGACACAUGGCAGAUUGAUGGAGCAUGCCCUGCUCAAUGAUGAGAAAGUUCUAAAAGAGAUCCAAAGCACUCUGGAGGGUGGAAAAGGGAGUUUUAGUGACAGAAACUCAAGGAGAAUUCAAGUAGGACACAGACUAAGCAAUGGAGGAGCAGAAUGAUUGGGCUCCUGCAGUGUCUCCGUGAUGUCUGACGUUUGGAAAGAGUGCCAUAACACUACUGACUACAGGCCCACUGUCCACUGGAAGAGACAUCCACUGACCAUGGCCUUGGAUUCAAAUGCAGGGCUGAGUCUUGCCUGGCUACUCACCUGCUUGUCAUCCUCUUCACUGUGCCUCACCUGAAGCCCUCAUUUUCUCUUUGAGAUGCCAGCCUUGCACCGAGGCUGGAAUGAUUCCCUUGGCCUGUUUCCCUUCAUGCCUCUGGAUAUGUUUUUGCAAUUCUUCAAUUGUUUGCACAAUUUCUUUUUUUAAAAAAAAUUCUACUGGGAUGGGUUUUAAAUUAUAAAUAUUACUGCCUUGGGUGCAGAGAUUUUUUAAAAAAUAAAUACUGUUACCUCUGACUAAGAUUAUUUUUUGUACAUUUUUAAAAAAAAUCAUACUGGGUGUUUGUUCAAUAGAUAUAUUUUAGAAGAGUUCUUUUUUUAAAAAAAAUCUUGAAUGAAAUAAUAUAUGUCACUUUAGAUUCCUGUGGCUGCUGUAACUUUUUUCUUCUUCAAAUGAGAAAAUUGCAAGGGUUUUGUUUUUUUGUCAUGUUACUGUUAAGUAGUUUUGCAGACUCAGGUAGAUUAUUUUUGUAGCUGAUCAGAUCUGGAAAAAUUAAUCAAAUUUAACUUGAUUUGUGUGUGGACACUACAUUGAACUGUUGUGAAAUAAACCCAUACUUUUAACAUGCUUUUUAAUUUGA